Messenger RNA from Corvus hawaiiensis (hawaiian crow), 3401 nucleotides. It is a transcript of the gene GFER, whose product is annotated as growth factor, augmenter of liver regeneration. The record is from RefSeq and is a predicted model, not a curated record. Lineage: Eukaryota; Metazoa; Chordata; Aves; Passeriformes; Corvidae. Gene Ontology annotation, molecular function: flavin adenine dinucleotide binding; flavin-dependent sulfhydryl oxidase activity. Gene Ontology annotation, biological process: liver development. The coding region runs from base 10 to 579 and encodes 189 amino acids. Gene Ontology annotation, cellular component: mitochondrion. The transcript has 3 exons.
GGUGCCAACAUGGCGGCGCCCAGCGAGGGCCGCUCGGGUCGGCGCUCUGCGCCCUUCCCGGGUACCGACAGCGGCUCCUUCUCCUUCCCCUUCGCCGUCCCGCACGGCGCGGCGGGGGAGCCGCCCAAGAAGCCGUGCCGAGCCUGCACGGAUUUCAAGAGCUGGCUCCGCGAGCAGAGGAAGCAGACGGCCCCGGGCGGCGCGGAUGUGGCGGUUGCGGAGGAGAAGGAGCCCCCUCCAGACUGUCCCCUGGACAGCGAGCAGCUGGGCCGCAGCAGCUGGGCCUUGCUGCACACCAUGGCCGCCUACUACCCCGACCGGCCCUCCGGGGAACAGCAGAAGGACAUGAGGGACUUCAUCAACCUCUUCUCCAAGUUCUACCCCUGUGAGCACUGCGCAGAGGACCUGAGGGAGAGAUUACAGACAAACCAACCCGAUACGAGCACCAGGAGUAACUUCUCCCAGUGGCUGUGUCUCCUCCACAAUGAUGUGAACAGGAAGCUGGGGAAGCCAGAAUUCGACUGCUCCCGGGUGGAUGAGCGCUGGAGGGACGGCUGGAAGGACGGGAGCUGUGAUUAACCCGGAGGGGUUGCUCUGGGAAUCCAGCAGAGCAGUUCAAUGCAUGGGGAGUCGCUGCAGGGACAGUGGGAGUCAGUAACUCUGUUUGUGUGGGACUGAUUCAGAGCCGAACCAAUGCCAAAAGGAGAUUUGAAAAUCCUAUCCCAGUAAUAUUUUGAUAAAUAGUACCAGUAAAGUAUUACCUGAGGGGUUGAGGCCUUACAUUUGACAUAGGAAUUGCCAGAAACCUCUGAGAUUGAGUCACUGACAAACUCAUUUCAUUAUGACAUUUCCUGAUUUUGGGGGCAUUUGCUUAUUUUUGUGUGUGGAAUUCAUUUUCCCUGAACACAGUGGUGUUCUCUGCUGGCGUUGCCCUGAUGUUUUAGAAAAUGCAUCUGAUUAAUUGUAAUUUUCAUUUCUGUUUUUCUCAUGGAGAAAACUCAUGCUGGGUUUUGUGCCAAGUCUGUACCCCUGGAUUUCUCUUUCCAGGAUCUCCAACGUUUGUUGUUACUUUUGCAUCCAAUUCCUUUGAUAAAAGUCCUGAGGGCAGGUACAUUUAAUUUAAACGCUAAAAUCAUGGACCCCAGAUUUCUCAGUUUGGUUUUGUGUUUCAGCUUAUCACGCCAGAGGACACUGCAGAAAGGGAAGGGCAAAACAAACUCCUCAUCUGAGGAAUGGAGCAAAGCAUCCAUUUAAAUAUUGAAAUGAUAUUUUAAAAUGAAAUGCAAAUAUUUUAAAUGGAUUGGUAAUUUUCUUUAGAUCCAGAAGUGAUUUGGUGGUAAAUUCUAUGGAACUACUUAUUCUUAAAGCAAAUCACCUCUUUGUUUCUGGUGUGAAUCUUUGUCAUGAAAAGAGAUGGAGAAUUUUUGUAAUGAAGCAUAUUCAGCUUUGUUUGGCAUAUGGUUGUUUCUGAGAUGAAAUUCCUGAUUGGUACUUGCUGGCCUGGUUGAUAUUCUGAUGUUGUUCCAAGCUAAAAAUCUCUCUAGAAAAUGACUUUGCAGUGUUUGAGUCCUGCUGAGGACUGUGGUGUGAGCUUUGCCCAGUUUUUAUUGCACAGGGACACACAGGAGCCCCUCAGGUUGGUUCCCUCUGUAGGAACUGGGCAGAACCCAGGCUCUGGGUUUUCCUGGCUCAGCUGCAUCCCUCUAUGGAUACCUAAGUGUGAAUUCAGAUUCCAGGGAAGUAGCACUAUAAGUGCAUUUACACCACGAUGCAUCUAACACAUCUCUUUAUAAAAGGAGACAGUUGCAAAACAGAGUCAAAAAUCAUUUCAAGUUCUUCACGUAGGUCGUGAUCUCAUCCCUUCCUGCACUCCUGGCUGGGAGAAGUUUGCACAAACCGUGACAACAGCAGGUUUUUUUUCUUUCCUUCCGUGUUUCCUGCUGAGGUUUUCUUGCAUAUUUUAUUGAGCUUCCUUAUCUCAUGCCCCACAGCACACCUGUGAUUUACCCUUGGAGUUUUUCGCAAGUUUUGACUGGAAAUGUUAAUGAUGCCACUGUAAUUAGAGCAACGGCACCUCUUAUCUGAGACUUUGGUCCUCACACCACUGUGUGUGGGGCUUCUUAGUGGCUGGAGAGCCAGUAACACCUUUGAAAACACAAUUUAAUAUUUUGUGGCACAGGCAAGUCCUUUCAAGUCAGGUCUGUAAAAUGAGUAUGAGACUUUUAUGGACUAAUGGUUUCUGAACUUUCUAUGUAGUAACAUUUCUGGACACAACCCCAAAUGAACUGAUGAAAGGUACUGCAUAAAGAGUGUGACUGAAGGUGUCAUUCAAGCUCAGAAAAUUUCCCUAUCGCCAUGUUGAGGUUCUUAGGACACGUAAAUCCCAGCUCUUGGCUUUUGUCUUUUGGUAAUAAAUUCAGUCCCCAAAACGAAGCCCAUUGGGGUCCACUAGAGUGGAGAGGACCAACAAAAGGGCUGCAGCCCUUCUUUUUUACAAGUAGGACCCAAAUGAGUCAGUUCUGUCAGGACACUUUUAGCAACUGGGGGUGUGGGCAGGCGUUUCCCUCUGGAUUUAGUUGUGCUAAAGGAGGAAUUUUGUGUUCUUCCAUUCCAAUCUGCCCUCAACUGUUCUCUGUGACAAUUUCCUCGCCCACGGAGCAGAUGAUAUUUCUCCCUCAGUUGCUUCAGUGCAAAUGAGCAGGUUGAUGAAACAUCUGUCUCAUCCCUUGUCACCUUCAUACUGUCAGGGGACCAGGCUGGGGAGUUGCAGUGCCCUGUGCCAGUCCCAGGAUGUGCUGGCCUGGGCUCAGGGACCAGCAGGGACAUGGGGAACCUCCCACCACACGUGUCCACGCCCUGAGUGCAGAGAGGGAAGUGAGGAUGUAUCCAACACAUUCUGGUCACUUUGUGUGGUUCAGGGAGGUGGUGUUGGAGUGCAGGAGGAAAAGCCUGUCCUGUCCUGGCAGUGGUAGGGAAAAGCCUUCAAGCUGAAGUCAGUGUCUUUAGCAAGUGCUGCCUAGAAAUGAGGCCACCAGCUGUGGCUGCCAGGAUGCUUUUAGGGCAGUUUCUAUCUUUGCCAAGUGGCCAUUUGAUAAAAUGUGUGCUUGCACUCUGUUCUCUCAUGGUUUUGGCUUGGCAGAAGAGCUCUGAUUAGUUGUUUCUCAGGCGUAGCCUCAUCUCUGUGGACUUGACCAUGUGAGGAGUGGGGGGAUUUGUUCUGCUGCUCAUCUGUACCGUGAGACUUAGUCUUGGGUAAGGAAUUUCCAUUGGAGGUAUUCAUACUCAUGUACAGAAAAUUGUGAAUCCUCUACUAAAUGCACUUGAUUAAAUCUAGUUUUAAAAAUCUCUGUAUUCAAAUUAUAUUUCCUGUUGAUGUAAAAAUAAUAAAGCAACCAAGUUCA